AGGAGAAACCGUAGUUGCCUAUACAUAAAAACCGGGUACAACUAAUAGAAACCGGAUUUGAGUAUAUACAUAAAAACCAUGUACAAAGUAUAGAAACCGGAUUCGAGUAUAAUUGUCUGAAUACUAUUUUUGUCGACUUACAGGGACUUCGUUAGGUGAACCCGGUGGAGAUGAGUAAUGGCUGAGAUUUGCCAACAUUUUUUCUCUUAUCUUACGAUUCUUGUAGUCACCUACUCCCUAGGUUGUUUGGAGGAACCGGGAAUUGAAUCUGAAACUUUUUUUUUCAUUGGGAGAAAAAAAAUCAAAAGCAAAAAUGAAAGAAAAGAAACAAACUUUGCUUGAAAAAAACAUAAGAAACAGAACACAUGUUCGUUAUUACACACAUGAAAGAAACGACAAAGGUUGUUGUAAUAAGGAGAGAAAAGAGACCAAUUUUAAUGGCGGUGACUCGGAAUCCACAUGAUUUGAGGAUGAGACCGAUGCUACUUGUCGUACUCGUACUCACCUACUCCCGUAGGUUGUUUGGAGGAAGUGGGAAUUGAGACCGAUUCGGGGAAUAAUAUUAUUACAGAUCCCUUUGGUUUUUUUGCAUAAAAGAGAAAGAAAGUCUUAAUUCUUUGCAUUAUUGACACUUUUUGUGUGCAACUGUCUGUUUUAAGUAAUCACGUCUGACGUGUAACAGAUACUGUACUUUGAUUUUCCUGUGGAAAUAAGGACUGUCUUGGUAUUACCUAAAAAAAUACAGUGUCUUACCCAUCUACCUAAUUAUCUCCUAUAUUUUUGCUAUCUAGUGCAAAUCCCCUAUAAUAAAUCCCAAUAAAAAAUCAUCUUCCUUACAAUGUUAUGAAAUGGGAUAACUAAGAAAACAAAAAUAAAGAAGCAAAAUCAAAUAGUUUUUUUCUUUCUCCUUUUCGAUCUUUGAGUGCAUUAUACGGACGACCAUCAUGGUAGCAAUAUACGUUUUUCUAUAGAAAAAAACGUAGGAAAAGACUGAAGGAAUAAAUAAAUAAAUAAAUAAAUAAAUAAGAAGAAAAAAACAUCUAAAAUGUAAAAUAGAACAUAAGUCACAGAAUAAAGAAGCAGAUACAUAUUUGGAGAAAUCGUGGAUUUUUACAUCAAUUUUGGUACUGUUAUUUAUAUUUACCUUUUUAGAAGAAUAUUUUUACAGAUACAUAAAAUAUGAGAUUUCUUUAAAAAGACAAAAGAUUUCUCUAUCAUUAUUAUAUAUAUAUAUAACUGUUUAAAUAAAUAAUAAUACAAAAUAAACUUUUUAAAUAGCUUUCGAAUUAUACAUUUCAAUUUCAUUUUUUAUAAAGUUUUUAUUUUUUUUUUGAAAUUCAAAAAAAAAAUUUAAACUAUUUUAAAUUGUUUUAUAUAAUAUUUUAAGUAUUUAUUUAUUUAUUAAAAUCAUGAGCUUCACCUUUCAAAAUUUCACCCCUCAAAUCUAAACUUUAAGUUUAAAUUAGUUAACUUAGAGCUAUAAUCUUUAUAUAUCUUUUUGAAACUAAAAGUAAAUGUGGCUAAAGUAAACAUAAAAAAUGAUACUAAGAAUGUAUUUCUACAUAUUUUUCCAUAUUUAUAUCAUUAACUAAGAAAUUAUUUAUAAUAAUAAAAAGAAACCAUCAUUGAAGAUUGAAGAAUAAAAAUCAGAUCUGGAGUAUGAAGUUUCUGAAAAAGAGACUACAUUAGCAGCAACAAAAUCUCAGCACGAUAAUAAAAUCUAAUACUAUUUGUUUGUUUUUUCUUAUAGUAUUAUCUUUUUUUUGUAACACUCUUAUAUUAUUAUCUUACUAUUUAUAAAGAAGCAUCAAAACUCAGGGGGGAUGAACUUUGGUAAAAGGAUGUCAAUUUUUCACGUGGACCCUUUAUCCAAUCCUGGUCCACACGUCGGACCCACUUUCCCAUGCACACAGCCCACAACAUAUUCAUUUCUAUAUUUGUUCAUAUACUCAUAAUAUUUAUUUUCUCAUACAACUAACUAAAACAACGUAUAAUAUUUUAACAGCGCAAUGAGCCAUGCAUUGACCUAAUAUAGUAACCAAAGUAAAUGCGAAUCAUCAUAGUAUAUUUGUAGUAUUAGCUAUUUCAAUAUUCUUCGACGACGCUUCCUUUGGGGUCAUUGUGUGUUAAGUUGACCCAUACACACAACCCAUAUUACUUGCCAUACACCUGCCCAUAUACUAUAAUUAAUCCCCUGAAACACGCAUUCUACAGAUAUUAUUUUUAUGUGUUACCCAAAUAAAAAGUGACAAUAAAAUAAUAUCAUAUGUGACACUUGCUGUUUCUUUAUUUCCCUCCCUUCACUCUCUCUCCUUCUUUCUAUAUAUGUACACACGCAUACAUACACACACCACAAACACAACAUCAGACUAUCUCUCAAAAUACAUUUUCUUGUUUCUCCAUUGUUUCCAUAAGAAAGUUUCAAGAAACAGAACAAAAAAAAAUCAAGAAGUCAAUGGAAGUGAGUAGCGUAGACGAGAGUACAACGAGUACAGGUUCCAUAUGCGAAACUCCGGCGAUGACGUCGGCAAAGUCGUCGGUGAAUCUACACAGGAUGGGAAGCGGAUCUAGCGUGGUGCUAGAUUCGGAGAACGGAGUUGAGGCGGAGUCGAGGAAGCUUCCCUCGUCCAAGUAUAAAGGCGUAGUUCCUCAGCCGAACGGACGAUGGGGAGCUCAGAUUUACGAGAAGCACCAGCGCGUGUGGCUAGGUACUUUCAACGAGGAAGACGAGGCGGCGCGUUCUUACGACGUGGCGGUUUACAGGUUCCGAGGACGAGACGCCGUCACGAACUUCAAAGAGGCGAGGCUCGACGACGGAGAGGUCGAGUUUUUGAGUUCUCAUUCGAAAGCCGAGAUCGUCGAUAUGCUGAGGAAGCAUACGUAUAGCGAGGAGCUCGAGCAGAGCAAACGGCGAAGAAACGGUAACGGAAACACGGCUAGGACGUUGACGUCGUCGUUGAACGGCGACGGCGUUUCGACGACGGAGUUUAGAUCAGCGGAGGCUCUGUUUGAGAAAGCGGUAACGCCAAGCGACGUUGGGAAGCUAAACCGUCUUGUAAUACCGAAACACCACGCGGAGAAACAUUUUCCGUUACCGUCGAGUAACGUUUCCGUUAAGGGAGUGCUGUUGAACUUUGAGGACGUGACGGGGAAAGUGUGGAGAUUCCGUUACUCGUAUUGGAACAGUAGUCAAAGCUAUGUGUUGACCAAAGGUUGGAGCCGGUUCGUUAAGGAGAAGAAUCUACUUGCUGGUGAUGUGGUUAGUUUCAGCAGAUCCGAGGGUCAGGAUCAACAGCUAUAUAUUGGGUGGAAAUCGAGAUCCGGACCGGAUGUAGAAACGGGUCGGGUUUUGAGACUGUUCGGAGUCAACAUUUCACCGGAGAGUUCGAGAACCGAAGUCGUAGGGAGCAAGAGAGUGAACGAUACUGAGAUGUUGUCGUUGGUGUGUAGUAAGAAACAACGCAUCUUUCACGCCUCGUAACAACUCCUCUUUCCUUUUGUUUUAAUAUGUUUUUAAUUCCACUUUCGAUCUCUUUUCAGUUGAAUCAGUUUCUACUUAUUGCCAAAGGUUCAUGAGUUGUUUUUGUUGUAAUGAUGAACUGUAUAUUUUAUAUUUAGAAUAAAAAGGUUCUUUAGAUC
Molecule: messenger RNA, 3639 nt
Organism: Brassica rapa (field mustard)
Lineage: Eukaryota; Viridiplantae; Streptophyta; Magnoliopsida; Brassicales; Brassicaceae
Product: AP2/ERF and B3 domain-containing transcription factor RAV1
Biological process (GO): regulation of DNA-templated transcription
Molecular function (GO): DNA-binding transcription factor activity; DNA binding
Source: RefSeq, a predicted model, not a curated record